AAGGCCAUUUCAGUAAAAAAUUGUCCCCAAAAAAAGGGAUACGGUGCUGCAUCAAUCCCGCAAUGUAACCCUGCCCCUCAGCUUGUCCUCGUGUCGGCUCCACGACCAAGGGUCUAUCACCAAGCAGUUCCUAGUCCUGCUCCUUCUUACGGAGGAUCAGCAGAAGGUGGGCAUGGAGGUAAUCAAUCAGUUGGCUAUGGAGGAUACGGUGUCGGAUACGGCGCACAAGCCUGUGGCUAUGGGGGAGCUGCAAGAGGUGGACAUGGAGGUCAAUCCGCUGGCUAUCAAGAAUCAAACGGUGGUGGACACGGAAGCAGAGGACUAGCGAGAAGUGGACAUAGAGGUCCAACAGGAAAAAGAAAUGCUCCUAUUCUAUUCACUCCAACAUUUCAUCAGACCACAAUGACUUUUUACGGUGGUGGUGAACAAACUGGCGGUUACCGAGGUUUUACAGGAGGAAUGCACAGCGAACAAGCUGGUGGCUAUGGAGGUUCUACAGGAGUAGGUGAUAUUCAGCUAGUGGAGUGCUCAAACUCUGUCGUAUCGACCUUGAAGCAUGGCGUUCAUUUCAUCAAUAUAUAAUGUGGAACAGUCUAGCAGAAGUGGAAAGACUUUCAGAAA
Molecule: messenger RNA, 621 nt
Organism: Daphnia magna
Lineage: Eukaryota; Metazoa; Arthropoda; Branchiopoda; Diplostraca; Daphniidae
Product: keratin, type I cytoskeletal 9
Exons: 2
Source: RefSeq, a predicted model, not a curated record